Fonsecaea erecta is the source of this 2451-nucleotide messenger RNA. RefSeq lists its product as hypothetical. The transcript is spliced from 2 exons. The record is from RefSeq and is a predicted model, not a curated record. NCBI's taxonomy places the organism in Eukaryota, Fungi, Ascomycota, Eurotiomycetes, Chaetothyriales, Herpotrichiellaceae. The coding region runs from base 1 to 2451 and encodes 816 amino acids.
AUGUCUGGCGUCGAGGCAGUGUUUGGCAUUGCCGCCAGUGGAGCAGGUCUGCUUUCGCUGGGGAUUCAACUCAUGGAAAGCGCUGCAAUGCUGAAAAAAAUCUACCACGCGGCUCGGGAUGCACCUCGAAUAAUCGCUACGCUCCAGUUCAGCCUGGAGACAAUGGCCCUGGCGUUACGGCAGCUCGAGCAACGCCGACAGCAGAGAACUGCUAGCGACACCCUCCUGGCCCGCUGCAUCGUCGAAUGUGAGCUGCAUACUGCCGAAAUACAAGAACUGAUUAACAAAAUGGACGAGCGGCUCUCGAAGGACUUCAAGUUAGGUGGCAGGUUAUACGCUGUAUUCAAACAGCGCGAUGUCAAAGAGCUGCUCGAUGGGUUAGAGAAGGCGAAGAGCUCCCUCGAGCUUGCAUACAUGAUGUAUCUGGGUGAAGAGCAGAGGCGACGAGAUCAGGUACAUACGGACAUGCUAGCUCUGCACGGUACUCUAAUCGACGGUCUCCAUGCUCAAGUUUCAGCUGGAAAUGCCAGUCUGGCCCAACAAUUAAUGUUACUUGGCCAGUCCUCCGUCUCAUCACCUCAACAUCGUUCGGCGAUAAUCCCCUCAGCACAAGCAAAUACUACCAGUACAGCAAACCGUGUCAGGAGAAAGAACAACAAACCGUGCUUCCGGGCUGCCCUUCGUUUCCCGUCUUGGCUUACGACGCGCAUAUUCCAUUUUGCCGUUAUCCAAGCUCAGGGGGGCUGGUCUAUCCAUCUGCGUACAUUCAACCACGUCCCUGAUGGCUCCCUCAUCUUCAGAUACUGUGCAGGAGGGGACGUCAAGGGAAUGAAAAGUCUCUUUAAAAGCGGGAUGGCAACACCACUGGAUGCCGUCAGUCGGGAUGGUGGCUGGUGGACGCUCAUCGAGGCUGCUGCGGAUUGGGGACAUCUGGAAGUUUGCCGAUACCUCCUCAAUCAAACAACUUGGCCGGACCACGCGGAAAGGCUCGCCAGCUCGCUUACCUCCUAUGCCUAUUGGGCGUCCACACCGUCUACAGAAAUGUAUCGCCUUUUUUUGGAGGAGCCGGGCUUUGACAUUGACAUUGGCAACAAUCUAUGGUUGGAUUGCGACACAGAGGUGGAAUUCCUGGAGAUCGUACUACAAAAUCAAUUUCCAGAACUUGAAUCUCGCUCGUUCGAGGCGAGAGUUGAGCUGGCUGGGUUGUUCACUAGAUUGGAUGGUGCUGCCUUUCUGAGGUGCGUAGGCCUACAGGCACAAGAUCCAAGACUUGCUUCGUUGAGGGAUCGCAACGGUGAAACUGUGCUUCAUCGCAUUCUUCCAUCUAGCAGCUGGUUGGAUAUUGGACUCUGUGUCCUGCAGAAUGGUGCAGAUCCUUCGAGUGUUGCCUUUUCACGCGAGACAGGUUAUGAUCCUGAGUGGCAAGUGACGCCACUGAUGAAUUUUCUGGGCAUCUUCCCCUGGCGUUCGCCCCGGGAGCCGGAGAGGAUGCUAGAUCUGAUUCAUACCUGGGCUGAGAUGAUCCUGCUUGCUGGGCUGGACUUGUGCGAGUACGGAGCAAGGGAGAGUAAGAUCUGGAGAGAUCUGGGCGUGCAAAACUCUUGCAGACAUCCCGGGGAUUGGUGGGAGUGGAAAGUGGUUCAACUUGUGUAUGGGCCAACGCCGGCAGAUUGGAGCCUGAUUGUCUCCCGGGAUUGGACAUUUGAUGUGUACAGACUGCAACCGCCUCCUGGUGCAUACAGCGAUGACCCUCGCCUCCCGACGAAAAUUAUCUGGAGGCCGACAAAUGAGGAGGAAAAUGAGGGUCCCUGGAUACUUGUCGAGGGCGUGAGACGAGUUGGUAAAGAAGGGGACAUCAGGGACAUGAUUCCCAAAUUAAGUGCACGCGAAGCAGACUCAAGACACCUAUCUGAACUGCUGGGUGGUUCCCAGGAUGACUCAAGCGCCGUCAUGCUUAUGCAAUAUAGAGCUUCGCGCGUGGCCGAUGGGACUCGAAUGAGGUCACGCAGUCAGCCGCCAGGUCCGAACCCAAAGGCAGUGCCUUUCUUUGGGGCGUGGCACAUCUGGUUGGAUUACCAUUUCUGUCCGCUUGACUCACGCUUCAAGCUUGGCUUUGAUGUUGGCGAGAGGAGUUGCUUCGGCGGUGCGUGCUCCACAAGCCCUACUUCGUCCCAGCAAACCGGCUCUUGGGGUGAUUUCAGCUUCCUUGCCGAGAUCUCCAGGUGUCAAGACUACGCCCCAACUUUCCACGAUACCCAUCGCUCCGGAGGGUCAAGCUUGAGACACGAUUUCACUCGCGAAUUUCCCCAGGGUUGCAAAAACGUCGAUCUCAGUCGAUUAAAUGUACCAGAGCCCCUACGGCCUUUUCACCCGCGCCGAAAAUUUGAGGACCAAUAUGAAGACAACGAUGAGGAUAGCAGUGGCGAUGAGAGCUUCGACGAAUCAGAGUAG